Molecule: messenger RNA, 1686 nt
Organism: Zingiber officinale
Lineage: Eukaryota; Viridiplantae; Streptophyta; Magnoliopsida; Zingiberales; Zingiberaceae
Exons: 1
Coding region: 1-1686 (561 amino acids)
Cellular component (GO): intracellular membrane-bounded organelle
Source: RefSeq, a predicted model, not a curated record
AUGGCGAUGACCUCGUUCUCGUCCCCUCUUUCUUGGGCUUGUGCCCUAGCCGCAGUCCUCAUCCUCUCCUCCUCCACUUCCUGUUUCGACAUACCUUAUUCCGAUCACUGUUCGUCCUCCGUCCCGGAAUCCGCCCCCUCCGACGGCGCCUUGGAUUCCUCCGCCUCUUUCCAGCUCUCCUUGGGCAUCGUUUUCGGAGCAGACGCCCUCCUCGGAGGAAACUCUUCUGUGUUUCCUACGUCGUUCUUCUUCCGCCGUCAGUUAGUCCUCCCCACACAGACUCCCGGCGUCCUCCAGAUCGCCGCCACUCUCAUUCUCCGCUCGGGAGGCGGUUUAUCCACCGUCCGUGGCAGGCACGUGAUCGAACGCUCUGAUGUUCACUUCCACCAGGUCCGACCUCGGUUCCCGCGGACUACCUUCCUCCAGCGUGGGAUGGUCAGAUUCGAUCUCUCCGGCUACUGGUCCGAGGCCACCGGAAAGCUUUGUAUGGUGGGGAACGGCCAUGGAAGGUCGUUUCAAGGUAACAAUCUCCAACUUUCUGCUCUGUUUAAGCUCGAUUACCCGAAGAUUAUGAACAUUACUUCGAGCUUGAUCAAGGGGAAUUUGGAGAGUCUAGAUGCUUCUGGUAGCUCGAAUCAUUUCGAUCAAAUUUCAGUUUUGGCAUAUGCUCCUAGUAAAUAUGAGUACACACAGAUCUCUCACGCAAAGAAUUCUUGCAAUCGAGUGAAUGCUGAGUCUCUAGGACUUCAAUCUCAUUCUUCAUGCAACUAUCUGAGGAGCCUGUCGAGGAUGCAGUUUGAGUUGCAUUAUGAAAAGAAUUGCUCCUUGAGCUCAUGUGGCCCGUUUGCUCAGAGUUCAAAUUAUACUCCGUACACCAUGACUUUCCAUCAAACGCAAUGCAUGGAUGAUGGAAUGGUGCAUGGCUACGUUGGCUUCUCAAAUUUGAGCAGCUUCUAUCUGGGAACUCGCUUGAUCCCAGGGAAGGCGCUAGUUAGUGAAGGGUUUUGGGAUUUUACAAAACAGCAGCUUUGCCUUGUUGCUUGUCAUAUACAGAGCAUUGAACAUUUGCCGGCCGAAUCUACUGUUGAUGCUUGCACAAUUAGGAUUUGCUUGUGGUUCCCUGCUGUAUGGUCGAUUGAGAAUCGCAGAACUGCUGUUGGGCGAAUUUGGAGCAACAGCAAUGAGAAAUAUUCAGGAUAUUUUGAGCCAGUUUCAUUUUGGAGCACUGACAAUUAUAUAGGUAUUCUUCCAGGUUUGAAUUACAAUUACACUAGAUUGGAAGAUGCAAGGGAGUCUUGUGCAAGUGACAACUCUAAAAGUGCUGGUAAAGAGAAAUAUCCUGAUGGGAAAACUUUUCGUGAUUUUAGAUUUGGUGCAUCUGUUUCAAAUUCUCAAGGAAAAAGGGAAAGGAGCUAUUUUAACCCGGUUUCAAUAGGACAGACAGUCUACGGUAACAUAUUUGGACAAUACGGGGCAUCUUUACCUGUGCCAUUUGAUUCUGAAAGUCACAGUCUCCAAAACAUAAGCUAUGAGAUACAAUUAAUGUUAUCAUCUUUCAGUAUGAAUGAAGCUGUAAAAAUCUCAGCAGAAGGAAUAUACAAUGCUCAAACUGACUGCUUUGCAUGGUUGGUUGUGGCUAUGUUACUUCUUUGGUUGCUAAGCAGCAAAUGGAAAGAGGUGAGAUAA